Molecule: messenger RNA, 1007 nt
Organism: Rhinolophus ferrumequinum (greater horseshoe bat)
Lineage: Eukaryota; Metazoa; Chordata; Mammalia; Chiroptera; Rhinolophidae
Gene: NDUFS7
Product: NADH:ubiquinone oxidoreductase core subunit S7
Exons: 8
Coding region: 294-944 (216 amino acids)
Biological process (GO): aerobic respiration; electron transport coupled proton transport; mitochondrial respiratory chain complex I assembly
Molecular function (GO): NADH dehydrogenase (ubiquinone) activity; quinone binding; 4 iron, 4 sulfur cluster binding
Source: RefSeq, a predicted model, not a curated record
GGCUGUUAACCGAAAGGUUGGUGGUUCGAGCCCACCCAGGGACGGAUGUGGAAGUUUUUGCUUCCCCGGAUAAGAAGAAGGUGGGCAACGCACCUGCUUUUUCUGGGGCGCUCCGCACGGAACCGCUGUUCUACCCUCGUGGGGCGGGCGGCUGGGGAUGUCCGUGGUGGCGGAACUUUCCGGGCCUGAGUUCAGUUUCCGCGCACCAGCCGAAUCGGUUUGGGCGACGGCCCCUAGUACCCGGAGGGCUAAAGCGGACGGACCUCAGAGGUUGUCUGAAGGCCGAGACCGAGAUGGCAGCGCUGGCGGCUCCCAGCCUGCUCCGCUCGAUCCUUGCUCUGCGCUCCGGUGUGGGUGCCGCUGUGGGGGUGCGCUGUGUCCAUGCCAGUUCGGCUGCUGAUGGUCCGAGCAGCAUCCAGUCCGCUGUAUCCAAGCCUGGAGCCGUGGUCCCCAAACCCAGCGCCCUUCCCAGCAGCCGGGGCGAGUAUGUGGUGGCCAAGCUGGACGAUCUCAUCAACUGGGCCCGCCGGAGCUCGCUGUGGCCCAUGACCUUCGGCCUGGCCUGCUGUGCCGUGGAGAUGAUGCACAUGGCCGCGCCCCGCUAUGACAUGGACCGCUUCGGCGUGGUCUUUCGAGCUAGCCCUCGCCAGUCCGACGUCAUGAUCGUGGCCGGGACCCUCACCAACAAGAUGGCCCCCGCACUCCGCAAGGUCUAUGACCAGAUGCCUGAGCCACGCUACGUCGUGUCCAUGGGAAGCUGCGCCAACGGAGGGGGUUACUACCACUACUCCUACUCCGUCGUGAGGGGCUGUGACCGCAUCGUGCCCGUGGACAUCUAUGUCCCAGGCUGCCCACCCACGGCCGAGGCCCUGCUCUAUGGCAUCCUGCAGCUACAGAAGAAGAUCAAGCGGGAGAAGAGGCUCAGGAUCUGGUACCGCAGGUAGUGCCACCCACCGCUGUCAUCGUCAUCGUCCUGAGAUGGUCAAUAAACCCGAGAAAUCCACCUA